Molecule: messenger RNA, 626 nt
Organism: Ostrea edulis (European flat oyster)
Lineage: Eukaryota; Metazoa; Mollusca; Bivalvia; Ostreida; Ostreidae
Exons: 4
Coding region: 69-602 (177 amino acids)
Molecular function (GO): protein binding
Source: RefSeq, a predicted model, not a curated record
CUUAUAUAACGGUGGAAUUGUCGUCCAGCGGUCACAGUCUGUCUGAUAAGAUAACACUUUAGCUCACAAUGUUCUUCUGGAAGGUCUUUGGAGUUUUCUUGGGUCUGUUAUCAACUUCCACCGGAAGCAUCGAUCCACAAGAAAUCUGUAACCAGCUCUUCGCCCUAGACUGCAACAACUACACACCGAUAGAGACUGACGAGUCGGUAUGUGGCACCGAUAACGUCCAUUACGAUAACUACUGUCUGUUUGGCAAAGCUCGAUGCAUAAAUCCUUCCAUAGAUAUCAAGCAAGUAGGUCAUUGCCACACAAACACAGGUCACCAGACAACCCCUCUCACAACUACCAUCAUCCAUACCUCUGUCACCACCCCUGCCACCACCACCACCACGAUGAGCUUUGAAAUGCAACUUGUAUGUGCUAAUGCCAAUCUCAUCACAUGUACGAACGAAAUCAGCCUUAUUUGCGGAAGUGAUUACAAACUUUACCAAAACAGUUGUAAGUUUACAUUGGCUAUGUGCAGUAUGCCUGGACUCCACAACCUUACGCUAGCCGAUUGUCGCAAUCCUGGCAGACGUGUGGCCCAAUAUAUUAUUAAUUAAUUGAAAACAUCUACCUGCAUUUUA